Priapulus caudatus is the source of this 2761-nucleotide messenger RNA. RefSeq names its product coiled-coil domain-containing protein 22 homolog. Bases 534 to 2411 code for a protein of 625 amino acids. Gene Ontology annotation, molecular function: cullin family protein binding. NCBI's taxonomy places the organism in Eukaryota, Metazoa, Priapulida, Priapulimorpha, Priapulimorphida, Priapulidae. The record is from RefSeq and is a predicted model, not a curated record. Gene Ontology annotation, biological process: positive regulation of ubiquitin-dependent protein catabolic process. The transcript has 16 exons.
AUAUCGCACCAAUUGUUUCUUCUGUCUCUUUUCCUCAUCUUCUGGGCUUUUCUAUCUCCUGUACAUUCCCUCCUCCAUCCACCACCUACCUAUAGUUGAUACAUCCAGACCUCAAACUAUACUCUUCACUCAACUCAUUCAUAUGUGCGCCCAUCUAUUUUAUUUGUAUCCUCAGAAGUAUAUUGUAUAUUAACAACUUUUUCUCCUGCUAACCAUGAACGUAUGUAGGCCCUACUGUAAACAUCCAUGCUAUGUUGAAGUUCAUGCUUGUAGUGUCAUAUAUAUAUUUCUGUAGUUACGUAUCUAUUUCUAUUGAUAGACAUUGAUAGUGUAUCAUGUUGUACGAAAAAUUGGUGCCAUCGUAGAUACAUACACAUGGUGCCAUUCUCUGAGAAGAAUAUAUACAAUGUAUAUAAUUAUUGUAACAAUGUAUAUAUUGUUCUCAUGCCAUCUCAGUUUUUUGCAGUUUGUGUUGCAAUGCAUGCUGGGUAAAGUAAAUAUCUUCCCAUGUACCACCGGCUACUGUUGUCAACAUGGAAGAAGUUGAUAACAUUAUUAUCCACUCCCUCCGACAAAUUGGAUGUGAUGUGGAGGAUGAGGUACAGAGCUUGCGAGACUUCUCCACAGCAACUGUCGUUGAGGCAGCAGUAAAAUGCCUUUGUGUCAUUGACCAAAAAUUUGACAUGUCGCCGGUGCUGCCCCCUGGUAUGUCUGCCCGGUACCGAAUCGGCACCAGUCUCGCUGAAGCGUGCGUGGAGAUUGGCUACAAGGGAGAAAUUGGUUACCAAACGUUCCUCUACGCUAACGAAACUGAUGUUCGCAAAAUCCUCAUUUUUCUCCUCGAGAAGAUCCCAAAGGAAUCUGCGGCCACGGCUGAGGAGCCGGCAGGGUCGUCAUCAGCGCUGAUGAGUCAGGCGAUAUGUAAUGAGAUAAAGAGACGGUUGCAGCUUCCCAUGAGACCUCUGCGUGUCUGUCACGGUGGGCUGCGCUUGCGUGAUAGCCUCACUCAAUCACACCGGCAGGACUACUCAAACACAUGGCCAUUCCACGCUGUGAGUGUCAACCUACCAGAGGGUGUUAGUGACCUAACCAAACCUCAAUCCUUAGAGUUUGGACUGAGUGUUAUUGACUGUGAAUCACUAGGCAGGUGUAAGCCUGAGGACGUGGCGCCAUCUGUGCUGGAAGCAAAUGCACUACAGUUGACAAUCGCUCAGGAGUGGGAGGCAGAGUGGAACCAGAGUGGACUCCAUUCACGGCUGACACAGGAGGAAUACAGAGCUAGGAAACACCAGCGACUGCACAAACGCAUUGCAGACCAUCUGACACGAGCCGUGCAGGCAGCUAGCGGUGACAGUGAUGCCAGCGCGCUCACGGGGGUACACACCGAGAGGCCGGUAGCACGAGUGAAGGGAUCACGCUUCACACACUCUGAGAAACUUCAAUUUACUAAGCAGGAGGAGAAGCCCAGUGAAGCUGUGAAGCCCCAAGCUGAGACAGAGGAAGAUAUACAGAAGCACAGGGAGCAGGAGUUUGAGUCACUGAAGACUCAGCUCGAUGGCUUGAGUGACAGAUUAGAAAAUACGAAGUUGGAAACACGACAGUACUCCACUAGCAUAGAUAAGAGGAGUCUUAGUGAGUUGGAACAGACGAAAAGACGGGCAGAAGGUCACCUACAAGGUCAGAAACGUGUGCUAGACCUGCUUCCAGAUGCAGAGAAUAACAUUGCCAAGCUACAGAAUGUGAUAGCAACAAAGUGCCGCAAGCUGGUUAACCUAGGAAACCAGUGGGAGAACCACAGAGGCCCUCUAAUGGAACAGUACAAUACACUGAAGGAACAAAAUGGCUGCCGUCUGUCGGAAACGGAGAAGAAGCUUGAAGAGAUCAAGCGUCUGAGAGAGAAGAUGAGGGCUCUCGCUACAGAUACGCGUGCCAAAGAUGACCUCUAUAAACAACUGGUGGCAGAGUACGAACGAACAACAAAGGACGUGAAUAGAGCAGCGUACACGAAACGAAUUUUGGAAAUCAUCACAAACAUUAACAAGCAAAACCAGGAUAUCCAGAAGGUGUUGAGUGACACAAAGGAGGUGCAGAAGGAGAUUAAUGUUCUGUCAGGCAAGCUGGAUCGCACGUUUACCGUCACGGAUGAGCUCAUAUUCAAGGAUGCCAAGAAGGACGAAUCGGUGAGAAAGGCUUACAAAUAUCUUGCGUCUCUACAUGAGAACUGCAGUCAACUCAUCAAGACGGUAGAGGACACGGGAGUGAUCAUGAGAGAGAUCCGUGAUCUAGAGGACCAGAUUGAGUCGGAGAGCAACAAGAGAACACUUGCCAAUCUUCAGCGAAUCCAGGCCGAUUACCAUGAGAUGAAGAAGGAGAAUGCCGCGCUGAUGUCUCAACUCAAACAACUACAGUAGUAACACGACUAGUGUUCCUACUUCGAGUCUAUGUCUUUAUGUGGACAUGGAUGUAGUCCUAUAGGCCUGUAGUCAUGGUAUGACAGUAAAGUGUUUCAACCGUGAGCCUCACGAUCAAUACGAAUAUAAUGUGGAAUGCAUUUAUUCAACUGAUCAUUUUUGGUUGAACGAUUAUUAGUUCCAAUUAGAUUUCUCCAAACUUUGCCUUCACUUGCAUAAUUGUGCAGCUGCUCUGUGUAAGCGUGGUAGGUAUAUCGUUCCAUAGCUAUGUAAUUAGACUUCGUAUUCUUAAUGGGUUGCAAUAAAAUUACUUAUCUGGCCACUAGGUAGCAGCACCUGGCAAGAGCGUU